AUGUAGUUCUUUAGUGAAUAUGUGUUGAAUGGUAAAUGGAAUGGUAAAAAUAAUUAUUUAAUAAAAUUUUAUAAAAUAUUCUGGGAAUUUUGGGUUAGAGAGUCAAAUACAAUAUACCUACUGAACUAAUGGAUAAUAAAAACUACGCCAGUUUAUUAUGAAAUAAGUAAGUAAACGGCGCAUAAAAUGAAGAUGGAGGUGAAAUCGUGUGAAAUAAUGAAGGAUGUUUUAGAAACAUACAAAAAUAUCAAAACAACCCGUCCCUACUGUUCAAAGGAGAAGUGGUACGCUCUGCUUGGAAUGGAAAUUAACAAGAAAUAUAACAUUUGGCUGAGCAAAAAUGACAUCUACACAAUGCACGUGUUAGAAUACGAAGAACAGGAGAUGAAAAGAAGAAACAAGAAGCCAGUCCUCGUUAAAAGACACAUAGCAAAUGAAUUUUUGCGGGCCAGACAACCUUUACCUUUAGAAAGGAAGCGUACAUUUAUCAAGGAGGAAAAUACCAGAGAUUCCAGAAAAAGUGUAUUUGAUAGACUGUACCAGCAAAGACCUAAACCGGAUGAAACUAAAGCCAAAGUGGUUAAAGAGCGUUCGAAGAAGAAAGUGACAUUUUUAACGGAUAAGUAUUAUUCGCCAAACAAAACACCAACCGAGUUCUACGAACCGUUCUGCAAGAAGAUUUGCAAGCGCCGAGGAAGUUUGAGCCCUAAAAUGGAUUCGACAGUUUUCGAAAGAUUGUAUUCGGAGCGCAAGCAACUGAACAGUAAAAAAAUGACAGACUCAGAGAAGAGGGAAUUAUAUAUGGAGUGCCAACGUGAAGAAAUACGAAGAGCUCAAGCCGCUUGGGCUAGCAUGCGUCAAUCAAUCCUAGAAGGUAAAGACAUAGAUCAGCAGGAAUUUGCGUCGUCAAGUGAGAGUGAUUUUAAAAGUUCCCGGGCAUUUAGAUCACGUAAAAGUGCUCCUAACAAUUCGCGGGCAUUUAGAUCAAGUGAGAGCGGUCCUAGCAACAUGCGGGUGUUUAUGUCAUCAAGUGAUAUCGUUCCUACAUAUUCGCGGGCAUUUAUUUCGGCAAGUGAGAGCGUUUCUAACUACCCGCCGACAUUUACGACAUCAACUAAUAAGGCUCUUAACAAAUCGCGAACAUUUAGAUCAAGUGAGAGUGUUCCUAACAAUUCGAGGUUAUUUAGAUCAAGUGAGAGCAGUCCUAGCACCUCGCGGGCCCUUAGCCCUUCAGGUGAGAGCGUUCCCAAACAUUUUCAGGCAUUUACGUCAAGAGAGAGCCUGUCAAAUUACAGGCUGGUAUAUACUUCGUCAAGUGAGAGCAUUCCUAACAGUGAGAAGGCUUCAAACAACUCUCAGCUAUUUCGGCCAGGUGGCAGCAUUCCUAACGCCUCACGGGCAUCGUCGUCAACCGACACAGCUCCUGACAGCUCGAUGUUAUCUUCAACCGAAAGCGUUCCUAUCAGCACUCAACCAUUUACAUGCUCAACCGAGAGUGUUCCUAGCAGCACUCAUUCCUGCAAAGAUAGCGGAGUGGAUAACUUGGACGACUUUGAACCACCACGUCAAGUAAUUUAUCCUCAAAGACACUUUGUUCCCACCCCGGAGGAAAUGAAAGAGUUGUCUGAGAUGGUAAAAUUGCUCAGUAUUAAGAUCAAGGAAAAUAUAGCUAAGAACGCAGCUGCUGAGGGGGCCGCAAAGUCCUCUUAGAUUUAUAUUUUUACUAUUUAAUUUUGAUUUUUUUUAUUGUAUAAUUUAUAUUGUUAUCAAUAGAUAAUAUAACUGAUUUCCAUAACUGCUACAAUAAUAAUUGCAAACAUUUGUAUCUUUUUAUUAUUAUUAAUUGUAGGUAUAAUAUUUUUAGUGUUAGUGGACUUUCUAUUUUGUCUAUUUUAAUUAAUAUAAAUUUUAUUGUGUGUGUGUAAUUUUAUAUAUGUAUGUAUUAGUGCGAUUGUUUUGAUUUUAAUUGUUAAGGCACAUUAUACUUUAAAAAAAAAUUAUGCUCAUUAAUUCUAAUUUUAUUGUAAAUUUAGAAAUUUAUAGGUUAGUGCGCCUGUCUUGAUUGUUAUUAUUAAGGAAAAUUAUACAUUUUUAUCCAACAAAAAGGAUGCUACUUUAGUAUACUUGUAUGUUUAAUCAUUAUUUGACUGUAUCGGUAGUAAAUAUCGAAAAGAUUUUUUUUAGAAAUGAUAGAAUAUCAUUUAAUUAAUUAUAAUUUUGAUGUUUAUAAUACGUUU
Molecule: messenger RNA, 2237 nt
Organism: Sitophilus oryzae (rice weevil)
Lineage: Eukaryota; Metazoa; Arthropoda; Insecta; Coleoptera; Curculionidae
Product: hyphal wall protein 2-like
Exons: 2
Coding region: 187-1710 (507 amino acids)
Source: RefSeq, a predicted model, not a curated record